UUUAAGUACUUACACUGAUAUACCGAGUACUAAUUCAAUAAAUAAUAAUAAUAAUAAUGUUAACAAUAAUAAUAACAGUAAUAAUCCGAAUCAACCAAUAACGUUACAAAUAAAUAAUCUUGAUUAUUCUCUUGAGGAACAACAUUUACGCGGUUUUCUUGUAAACCAGUUAAAACCAAUAACACCGGUGAUUUCUUUAAUAUUUGAAGGAAGCUCUUGUGCCAAGGUUACUGUUCCUGAUUUAUAUUACGCUAAACUGGUAGUAUCGACUUUGCAUAGAAAAAAAAUUGGUUAUAAAAGAGUUGUUGUAUCAUAUACAAGAGAUUCUUCAACAACUGAAAUUUCAACAUUACGGUGUCAAGUAGCAGGACUACUAAAGGAUGUUCCCUACUGUACUUUACCAAUGUAUAGAUUUCGUGAACUUUUUCAAUCACGUUUCAAAACAUCAAUCAGUAUAUUGGAUUUAUAUAAAAUGCAAGAUAUUUGUAAUAUUACAACUGAUAAAAAUGAUGAUAAACAUAUAAGUUUAAAUACAGAAUUAAUCAAUUCAAUUGAAAAUAAUGCUUUAAUGGAAGGUUUACAAGAGAGUGUACCAUAUUGUUCAAUACAUUUUCACAAGGAACAACAUAAAGGAUGGGCUGAACAAGAAAUUGAACCAUUACCAAAUGUAUUUAUGACAAUUUCUGAAAUAAGACAAAUUAUAUGUCCAUUAUUAAAAUCACAUACGGGUGAUAUACCAGUUGCCAGUUUAGUUUAUUGUAUUGCUGGUGAACUUGGAAUACAAAUUAAUCGAAAUGAAAAUGGAGUCAAUUUAGAACACUUAAUUUGUUGUAUUAAUGGUGUACAAACAUCAAUUAAUAAUUUUGGUAUAAAAGUAUUAGGAUGGUUAGUACCAGAAAAUGUUGUUGGUAAAGAAAAUAGUGAUCGUUUUAUUAAAAAUAAUUCACCAAGUGAUCCUUUGUAUCAAAUAUCAAAAGAAGUUAUAGAAUUAAUUAAAAUGUCACCAAAAUCAACAAUGAAAUUUAAUCGUUUUAUACCAGCAUAUCAUAAUCAUUUUGGUAAACAGUGCCGUGUUGCUGAUUAUGGUUAUACUAAAUUGAUUGAAUUAUUUGAAGCAUUAUCAUCAGUUGUUCAGAUAAUGGGCGAUGGUGAAAAUCGUCAAAUUACACUCACACAUCGUAUACAAAUAAGGCGUUUUACAACAGAUCUAUUACGAAUUAUCAGAUCCCAGGGAAAUAAAUCAAUUCUCUUAUCUCAAUUACCAGAAAUUUUUGCUCAAACUCAAAAUCGUAUUUUUGAUAUAACAGAUUAUGGAGUAUGCGCUAUUGAGGAUAUUUUGGAUGGACUAGCAAAUUCUAAUAUAAUUGUUGUAACACCAAUACAAAAUGGUAAUGACAUUUUAAUUUCUAUCCCAAAAAGGAAGCAAACAAUAUUAGAAAUUGAAAAAACUUGCGUUUUUGCUGGAGAAGUUGUUGAUUUGUUAUGUAAUGCGCCGCAAUAUUCUAUAUUAUUUCAAAAAUUUGUUCGUUCAUAUCAUUAUCAUUUUGGUUAUCAAUGCCGUUUAAGUGAUUAUGGAUUUUUAAAAUUAGCUGAUCUUAUGGAAGCCAUCCAAGGAGUUGUAGAAAUUGAAAUAACAAAUGAUGAAGAUAAAAAGAUUUUUUUGUCUCCAAAAGUAGCAAGACGAGUUUUUGCUGAACAAUUAGAAGAACUAAUUAAAGUGAAUUCAGGAGCUCCAAAUACAUGCAUGAAACUAGAUGAUGUUUUAUUGUUCCAUAAAAAGAAAUACGGAUAUCAGAUUCAAAGUCAAACCUUAGGGUUUGCAAAUAUAUUCGAUGCUAUUAGAGAGUUACCAUAUAUUGAGAUAAUUGAAAUCGAAAGCCAAUUAUGGAUUGUAUGCCAUUUAAAUGAUGCUAAUUUUCGCGAUCAAACCUAUAGAAUUUGCAAGAUAAUACUAAAUUCAGAACCAAAUGAUAUUUCUUUAAACGAAUUACUGAACUUAUAUUACGCGACCUACAACGAAAUUAUUACCGAAAAUUCAUUAUUAGCAAUGAAAUAUGCCAUAGAAAUUAAAAUGGAUAAAGGUACAACUUUGGUUAUUUUAACACGUUUAAUGAGGUAUAUUAUGAAAGUUGUUAAAGUAAUUGAUCAAUAUAAAACAUUAACAUUGGGUGAAAUAAAGAAAUAUUUGAGUAUAACUUUAGGCGAUUGUUUUAAAAUUGGUUACCCCAACAUUACAUCUUUUAUUCGGGCAUUUCCUGAUAUUUUCAAUUUCGAACUGAACAGUUUAGUUGAUCGUAGUAAUAUAUCUCUUGUUUCAACAUGCCCUUUGACUUCAAACAGCCCAGUCAAUAAUUCUGUAACAACGCAAGUCAUGCAUAAUAUACCGUUAAUGAAGGAAAAUAUUUUAUCAAAUAAUAAUUAUAAUAAUAUUGAUAAUGAUAACAAAAAUAAUAAUUUAAUUUGUAUGAAAAAUUUCUUCGAAAAUGAAAAUGAGAAUAAAUAUUCAAAUUACAUAAAUUCUUAUAAAUUUAUUUCGACCGGAGAUAAAAACAAAUUACCGUCUGAAUCAACUGAUGAUCAAUACAAAUAUUCAGUUAAUUAUGAAAAUGAAUAUCAUAAAAGACAAUUUCUACAAUUACAAUCAGAUCAACAGCAACCAUUUAUUCAGUCACUUUAUGGAAAGGAUAAUUCAUUUAAUGUAUCAUUGAACUCUUCAAAUACUUCUAUUGAUUUAAAUUCAACUGCAACUAAUAUAAAUUUAAACAAAAAUGUGAAUAGUUUAAGUUUAAGUAAUGGCAGUGCCAAUAGCGUAACAAGCAGUUGUGAUGGAAUGAACUUUAGUGCUGAAGUUAAUUCAACAGAUAUUAACAACAAUGAUCCGUUUGGUGAUUUUCCACAACUAUGGACUAAUGGAAAUAUGGAUUAUUUUAAUGAUAAUCUAAAUUAUAGCAAGAAUGAUGAUAUUUUUGGAUUAUCAAAGAUUACAGAAAAAACUAAAAACAUUGAUAAUAAGUCUGAAUUGAAUAAUAAAGAAAAUGUCACUGAUCAUUCAGAGAUUCAUUCAUUUUGGGUUGAUCCAAUUUGGGGGAAUAAUAACAAGCAUUCUAAUUUAUCUCAUGAUCAAAAGAAUUCUACAAUUGAAGAAGAUCCAGCGAAAUUCAAUUUACUUGAAUUACAAGCGUAUAAUGUAAUUCAGCCAACAUUAGAAAAUUCAUUUCAACUAUCAAAAACAGAGAACAUGAAGAAAAAUAUGUUUUCACUUGAUAGUUCUGACGAAAAAACUUUCUUAGAACAAUAAAAAAAUAUGUAAAUAGAAAUAUUAAAUUUCAAUUAAAUUAAAAUUUUAAAUUAUCAAUUAAAGGAAAAAUUUGUUUUAAAAUAAAUAUUAAUAUUCAUUAAAAUUAUUAUAAUAACAAUUAAUUAACGUAGGUAUUGUUAAUUUUUAUAUUAUAAAUUUUAUAUUCUUUUUAUUCAUAUUUUUUUUGAAAAUAUUUUCCCUAACUAAACAAUAAUGUCGA
Molecule: messenger RNA, 3518 nt
Organism: Condylostylus longicornis
Lineage: Eukaryota; Metazoa; Arthropoda; Insecta; Diptera; Dolichopodidae
Product: meiosis regulator and mRNA stability factor 1-like
Exons: 10
Coding region: 404-3298 (964 amino acids)
Source: RefSeq, a predicted model, not a curated record